AUAAAGUAUUCAGGGCACUCAAUGCACUGAAAAAGAUGUUCCACUAACUAGAGCCAUGUUUUAAGCAACUCCAUCUCCUUGUUUGGUCUUAAUUCUCCUCUGUCUCACUCUUUCACCCUUAAUUGAACUCGAGUGUUGUAUCUGGAAAAUGGGUUCUGGGAGGAAAGGUAAGCCAGCAGCUGUGAUUGAGCAGGACAGUGUUUUUGCAAGUGUUCCUUCUAGAGCUGAAGUGGAAAAGGCCAUUUCUGAGCUUCAGAGUUUUUUAGAUGGGGAUGUCGGUAGUUCUCCCAAAUCAUCAGAACGCAAUCGGCUGAUUCAAAUGCUAAACAAUGACGAAGUCACCAAGUCCCCGGGAUAUCGACGAGUUCAAGAGGCUUAUCAUCUUCUGAAAACAGAUUCCACAGUUCGGAAAGUUGUGAUGUCCAUAUCAUCAGAUAAAGCAGUGUGGAAUGCUGUUUUGAGCAACAAGGCAGUAAAGGAUCUGAGAGGGUCACUGAAACAAGCUCAAAUUUCUGAUGAAGAACUAGACUGGGCAGCUACCAUUCUACAGUGGAUUUUUAAGAUAGCAAUGUCAUUUUUUACUGAAAUGAUGGCGAAACUCGGACUCCUUAUUGGUGAAAUGUUUCAGAAAGCCAAGGCAGAAAAUCUCAACUCAGAAGUUAUAAAGAAUUUUGACGGAAGACUUGAAACUCUAUUGCUACUCUCAGUAGUGAUACUUAUAAUUGUCGUGGUCGCUAGAAGCCACGAGGGGACUCCUGAUGAUUGACUGUACCAUUUCGCAACAACAUCUAAAAUAUAAUCCUCAGCUCAGUAUGUAAUGCUUAUGUAUGACUUUGGAAAAACCUUGGUCACCAUAUGUUGAAUAUGUAUUUGAUUUUCAGAUCUCAUCCCAACUUUGUGACAAAAUAUAGGUAAUAUGCAUGUAUUUGGGCUGCUGGGAUCAAGAAUUUCUUCAAUUGGAAAGCAAAGGCAUUUUAAAUGCUUAAUACUUGUGGAAA
Daucus carota subsp. sativus is the source of this 998-nucleotide messenger RNA. RefSeq lists its product as uncharacterized. The transcript is spliced from 4 exons. The coding region runs from base 149 to 766 and encodes 205 amino acids. NCBI's taxonomy places the organism in Eukaryota, Viridiplantae, Streptophyta, Magnoliopsida, Apiales, Apiaceae. The record is from RefSeq and is a predicted model, not a curated record.